UGGGAGUGUUCGCAGAGUGGAUGUCUGGAGGAUAGCGGAGUCGCGAUUUUAGCAUCCGAGGAAAUCGCAUGGCAGAGAAGAUGGAUUGGAUGUCACAAUGGAUCAGAAGAAAGAAGGCAAUCACGGCCAUUUUAACCAUUCAUGUAGUUCUUAGAACAUCUUGCGAUGCCUUUUACCAGCCCCUUUACUAUCCUCUACCGAUAGGAAGAUCAAGUGGUGGGGGUAAUUACAAGCCCCCUGCACCUAUGACUCAUCUACCAUAUUUUGGCUAUCCUGACAAAACAGAAGUUAUUAUCAUCGGGGACAAAGGAGAGCAACAUCAUCAUCACCAUCACCACCAUCAUCACUCCCACGGGCAUCAUCAUUCACAUGGACACUCCCACAAGCAUGGCCAUGACCAUAAACACGAUCACCAGCACGGCCAUGACCACAAACAUGACCACAAGCAUGGUCAUGAUCACAAACACGAUCAUGAGCACAAUCACAACCAUGGCCAUCAUCACGGGCACAAGCACAUGCACGGCCAUUCUCACAGCCACAACCAUGGGCAUGACCACAAGCACAAGCACGGACACCAGCACUUCAACAAGCAUGGGCAUGAGCACCAUCACUCCAAUGAGCAUGAGCAUCAGCACAAGCACUUGAACAAGAUCAUAAGCGGACAUGUCCAUCUGGUGGGAGGUGGAGGAAUUCUACGUCAUAACAUGGCGGGAAUGGACGGUGGCCGUCAUCAGGAAGAAGAAGACAACGAUGGAGCCAUUUCUUUCGUCCAACACGAUAACGAUGCGGUUGUUAUGGAUUUGAAGGGAAGGGAGCCCUUUGGGAUGGAUGAGGUACCAGUUUACCGAGACGAUCCCAACAGUAGCCAUGAAGCUAAGAGCCAAAUCGCUAAUAGUUUUUCUUUCGGAAAUUCAGAUGACAACAGGGAUACAAGUGCAUCUGAUUCUUUUGAUUUUCCAAUGUUCAAGCGAUCAACUUAUAACUUAUAAAUUUAUAAAAGAGAAACUUAAUCGUUUAAUAUUGACACUCACAAUUUCAACGGAUUGUGUUGUCGGUUUUAUACCCAAACUCAUUAUUAAUCACUUUAAAAUAGAAUAAUAACCAAAUUUUAUGUACGGUAAUACAAAAAAUUUUUACUACGAUAAUUUCGAUUUUAGUCCUGUAGAUUUUGGACUUGAACUAUAAUAGAAACUUUAAGAUGAAGAUAAUUUCUGCUGUUUUCCUAAUGAUCAAAAUGCAACCAGAAAUAAAAUGAGCUAUAUUCAUAAAAUUAAAGCUAAUACGGUGCAUUUUCCCACUGAUAAAAUGUAUAUUGAAGUGAUUCAUGCUAAGUCAAAUUUUCAUUGUUAAACGAGUUCUUAUUUUUAAAGAUUAUUUUAUGUUAUAUCGAGCUAAGAUAUUAUUUAUACUCAAAUGUCAAGUGAUGAAAUAAAGUAU
Messenger RNA from Uloborus diversus, 1437 nucleotides. RefSeq names its product histidine-rich glycoprotein-like. Bases 69 to 989 code for a protein of 306 amino acids. The transcript has 3 exons. Lineage: Eukaryota; Metazoa; Arthropoda; Arachnida; Araneae; Uloboridae. The record is from RefSeq and is a predicted model, not a curated record.